CUCUCUUUCCUCUCACCAGACAAUAUCACUGCAGAAAGGUACAAGCGGCCGCUCUCCACAGGGCUAUUGAACAACUCCCGUUUCGUACGAUUUUGGCCUGGAAUUGAUGACAGAAAGUAUCUGUAAAUGAGGCACGCCACGUGUAUUUGCCUGUUUUUUGGACAGCAUUUGGUGGAAUCGAUUCUAUUGGAAGAUUUAACCCUGUGUGAGCAGCAGUUCUGGAAUAUAGAUCUUUUUUUGUUGCGCUGAGAGCUUGAAUCUUUGCUUCUAUUCCUUUUACGGCAUCAGUGGCAGCGCGCGGGGUUUGGUGUCAUUGGUCCGGCUUUUGAUGUACCCUAUUUAAAACAUCUGCGGGCAAAUUGAUAGGAUUUUGAUUAAUAGGUAGGCUAGCAGCAAAUGGUGCUAGUGCCAUGUUUCUUAGGUAGGGCCCGGAUGUUCCGAGGAUGCACUGGUUCGUCUUCUUAGGUGGUUCAAGCGAAUAUCUAUUUAUGUGUUCCAACUCCAGAAUGGGGAUCAGGUAAUAUUUACUGAAACGCAACAAAAAAAAGGAAUAUCGAAAGCUGUCCGGGCGUUAUUCUUUUUUUAUUUUCCUUCUCUUUGGUUUCUCUUUUUUCUUCCUCUCUACUCCUUUUACAAGCCUUUUCUCCAUUCACCUACGGAUAAAGCUGGACCAUAUUUAUGGUAAAUGAAAGCAAAAACAUGUACAUACCAGAGGACACCCUUGAGAACCAUCAAGGCUCCGACUACUCCCCCCCACCGCUGUCGGAGGUGGCGCCCAGUCUGAACGACACCAGCGUUGCAGAUGGAGGAGGCGGCGUGGGCGGCGUCACAGCCCUGGGUGGAAGUGGAGGUGGGCGCGGGCCCCUGGAGGCCGUGGUCGGAGGGGCGGUGGUGGGGCUAGCGGCAGAGCACAUCCCCAGCGGCCCCGGGGCGGCCCUCACCUGGCAGGCGGCCAUCGAGGCGGCGCGGCAGGCCAAGCAGAUGGGGAACGCGGGCGCGCCCAUCUCCACAGCCAGCUCCACACAGAGGAAGAGGCAGCACUACACCAACAAGCCCAAGAAACCCAUCAACACGGCCCCAACCAGACCUCCCAGAGCCCUGCUCUGCCUCACCCUCAAGAACCCCAUCCGCAGAGCAUGCAUCAGCAUAGUGGAGUGGAAACCGUUUGAAAUUAUCAUUUUGAUGACUAUAUUUGCGAACUGCGUGGCCUUAGCUGUCUACAUCCCCUUCCCAGAGGACGACUCCAACGCCACCAACUCAAACCUGGUAAGUCACACCUGACCUGACACAGGCUCUUAUGUCAUGUUGCUAUGGUUAUUACGCUCUGUUUGACUGUAGGUACCAGGUGGCUGUGUGUGUGUGUGUAGGGGGGGGGAAUGUGGGGCUCCCGAGUGGCGCAGGGGUCUAAGGCACUGCAUCUCAGAUAGAGGUGUGCCAGAGGCGUCACAGUAGUCAAUGGUUCGAAUCCAGGCUGCAUCACAUCUGGCCGUGAUUGGGAGUCUCAUAGGGUGGCGCACAAUUGGCCCAGGUUUGGCCGGGGUAGGCCGUCAUUGUAAAUAAGAAUUUGUUCUUAUCUGACUUGCCUAAUUACAUUUUAUAAUGUGUGGUGACCUGGUCCUCCUGUGUGUUACUGUGUGUGGUUGAGAUGGUAACUGCUGGCUGUGUGGUGACCUUGUCCUCCUGCUGGCUAUGUGGUGACCUUGUCCUCCUGCUGGCUGUGUGGUGACCUUGUCCUCCUGCUGGCUAUGUGGUGACCUUGUCCUCCUGCUGGCUGUGUGGUGAACUGGUCCUCCUGCUGGCUAAUGUGGUGACCUGGUCCUCCUGCUAAUGUGGUGACCUGGUCCUCCUGCUGGCUAUGUGGUGACCUGGUCCUCCUGCUGGCUAUGUGGUGACCUGGUCCUCCUGCUGGCUAUGUGGUGACCUGGUCCUCCUGCUGGCUAUGUGGUGACCUGUUCUUCCUGCUGGCUAUGUGGUGACCUGGUCCUCCUGUGUGUUACUGUGUGUGGUUGAGAUGGUAACUGCUGGCUGUGUGGUGACCUGGUCCUCCUGCUGGCUAUGUGGUGACCUGGUCCUCCUGUGUGUUACUGUGUGUGGUUGAGAUGGUAACUGCUGGCUGUGCGGUGACCUGGUCCUCCUGCUGGCUAUGUGGUGACCUGGUCCUCCUGCUGGCUAUGUGGUGACCUGGUCCUCCUGUGUGUUACUGUGUGUGGUUGAGAUGGUAACUGCUGGCUGUGCGGUGACCUGGUCCUCCUGCUGGC
Messenger RNA from Oncorhynchus tshawytscha (Chinook salmon), 2258 nucleotides. Its product is annotated as voltage-dependent L-type calcium channel subunit alpha-1C-like. Gene Ontology annotation, biological process: calcium ion import across plasma membrane. The transcript has 3 exons. Gene Ontology annotation, molecular function: high voltage-gated calcium channel activity. Bases 679 to 1281 code for a protein of 200 amino acids. The record is from RefSeq and is a predicted model, not a curated record. Lineage: Eukaryota; Metazoa; Chordata; Actinopteri; Salmoniformes; Salmonidae. Gene Ontology annotation, cellular component: voltage-gated calcium channel complex.